This is a messenger RNA of Morus notabilis, 753 nucleotides long. Its product is annotated as pectinesterase 3. The transcript is spliced from 2 exons. NCBI's taxonomy places the organism in Eukaryota, Viridiplantae, Streptophyta, Magnoliopsida, Rosales, Moraceae. Gene Ontology annotation, molecular function: pectinesterase inhibitor activity; pectinesterase activity. The record is from RefSeq and is a predicted model, not a curated record. Bases 1 to 753 code for a protein of 250 amino acids.
AUGGAUUCAAUCAAGUCCUUCAAGGGCUAUGGCAAAGUCGACGAACUCGAACAGCAAGCCUUCCGCCGAAAGACCCGCCGGCGUCUGAUCACCAUCGUCGUCUCCUCCGUAAUCCUCUUGGCCGUCAUAAUCGGCGCCGUCGCCGGAAUCGUUAUACACAAGCGGAACAGCUCGUCUUCCUCGUCGGAGAACUCGGCUCCGGCCACCGAAUUGACUCCGGCCGCGUCGCUCACCACUCUCUGCAGCGUGACUCAGUACCCGAGCUCCUGCUACUCCUCCCUCCGGGGUUCCAACACCUCCGACCCGGAGGUCAUCUUCAAGCUCUCUCUCCGCGUCGCCAUUGAUGAGCUCUCGAGGCUGUCCAAGUACCCCGACGAGCUCAUAGCGAAGACCAACGACACGCGGCUGAAGGAGGCCCUCGGCGUCUGCAAAUCCGUGUUGGACGACGCCAUGGACAGGCUAAACGACUCCGUUUCGUCGAUGGAGGUGAGGAAGGAGGAGAGGCUGCUGUCGUCUUCGAAGAUCGACGACAUGCAGACCUGGCUCAGCACCACGAUCACGGAUCAGGAAACCUGCCUGGACGCGCUCGACGAACUGAAUUCCACAAUUACUCCUCAAUUGAGGACAAAAAUGCAGAACUCGACCGAGUUCGUGAGCAACAGCUUGGCGAUUGUGGCGAAGAUAAUCAGAGUGUUGGCGAAGCUAAACGUGCCGAUUCGCCGGACGCUUUUGGGGCAAAGCAUCAGUAAGUAA